Messenger RNA from Antechinus flavipes (yellow-footed antechinus), 670 nucleotides. RefSeq names its product ubiquitin-conjugating enzyme E2 C-like. Bases 114 to 656 code for a protein of 180 amino acids. NCBI's taxonomy places the organism in Eukaryota, Metazoa, Chordata, Mammalia, Dasyuromorphia, Dasyuridae. The transcript has a single exon. The record is from RefSeq and is a predicted model, not a curated record.
GAGAGAAGGAAGGAGGAAAUAAGAUAUGCUCAGAAAAUUAAGUCCUUAUUAGGAAAGAGAGGAAAGGCAGUUGCCGCCCGGGAGUUUCUCUCUUCUUUUAUCUCCGGUCCCCCAUGGCUUCGCAGAACCGCGACCCCGCUGCUGCCAGCGCUGCCGCCGCCUCCCGUAAGGCGACCGAGCCUGGGGCGGGCGCGGCUCGCAGGUCCAUUGGCAAGAGGUUACAGCAGGAGUUGAUGACCCUAAUGAUGUCGGGAGACAAAGGAAUUUCUGCCUUCCCAGAGUCAGACAAUCUCUUCAAAUGGGUUGGAACUAUCCAUGGGGCAGCUGGGACGGUAUAUGAAGACCUAAGGUACAAGCUGUCCUUGGAGUUUCCCAGCGGUUACCCAUAUAAUGCUCCCACUGUGAAAUUUGUCACACCUUGUUACUAUCCUAAUGUGGACACCCAAGGCAAUAUCUGUUUGGAUAUCCUCAAGGACAAGUGGUCAGCUCUGUAUGAUGUCAGGACCAUCCUACUAUCCAUCCAGAGCCUGCUGGGAGAACCCAACAUUGAUAGCCCCUUGAACACACAUGCUGCUGAACUUUGGACAAACCCCACAGCCUUUAAAAAGUACCUGCUGGAAACCUACAUAAAGCAGGUGACUAGCCAAGAGCCCUGACCCUGGCUGUCCAG